UCGGGGCGGUGAGCCACUGCAGUAUCCACCUCCCCAUUAUAAAGUGACUUUAUGAGCGUUGGGUGGGGUCAGUGAGGUGGUGCUCAAUUGAUGGGGCGCGGCCAGCGGCUGACAGCGGGCCAAUUGAUACUUUGCCCCUCCAGGCUCCAGAACUUUGGCCCUGAGGGCAUCUCGGUGCCUAGCGCAGAUAGCUACCUUAAUGCAACAAGUCCGACCGAGCCUGCCAUGAUGCGCCUGCAAAGCAGAGAACGCACUCGCGACACACGAUGAAUCCGCGACAGGCCUAUGCGCCGAUGCCGCACAGCUAUGUUCCCAACUCGACGCUGUCGGCGACGAUAAACCUGGACGAGGAAGUGAAGCUCACCGAGACGCGCGCCGAGCGCGACCUGCAAGACUCGCUCGCCGAGAUCUUCGGCAUCAUCGUGACAAUUGACGAGCUGGAGAAGGCGUUUCUCAAGGACGCCAUCCCCGAGGCCGACUACACCGAGAUCUGCGAGCGGUCGCUGAAGCAGUACAAGUCGCUGGUGGCCGACGAGACGGUGGCCAAGGCGUUUGUAGGCCUCGAAGAGUUCAAGGCCGAGUGGGAUCUCGAGGUUCCCCGCGCAACGGAGAGGAUACGAGUGGGCAUGCCGUCGACGGCGGUGACGGCGUCUCUGAGCGGCGGGCAAGCGGCUGGCGGCGGUGGGAGCGGCGGCGGCGGUAGCGGUGCGGGCGGCGGCGGCGGGAACACGAGCGGGACGCUGAUCCUGGAGGCGACGCAGGACUUCAUCACGUUCCUCGACGCGCUGCGGCUGGGGCUGCUGGCCAAGGACCAGCUGCACCCGCUGCUGACGGACGUGAUCCAGUCGGUCAACAAGGUGACGGCCAGGGACUUCGAGAACCGUGGCAAGAUUGUGCAGUGGCUCAUCGCGCUCAACCAGAUGAAGGCCACCGAGGAGCUGAGCGAGGACCAGGCGCGCGAGCUCGAGCUCGACAUCAACUCGGCCUACCAGGGGUUCAAGAGCACCCUCAACUGAUCUUUUCGUGGCGCAUAUGAGCAAACUAGCAUGCCAAUAUGUAGAAGUUGUCGUGGACAGGAAACC
This is a messenger RNA of Lasiosphaeria miniovina, 1082 nucleotides long. Its product is annotated as vacuolar protein sorting-associated. The record is from RefSeq and is a predicted model, not a curated record. The transcript has 3 exons. Gene Ontology annotation, biological process: protein transport to vacuole involved in ubiquitin-dependent protein catabolic process via the multivesicular body sorting pathway. NCBI's taxonomy places the organism in Eukaryota, Fungi, Ascomycota, Sordariomycetes, Sordariales, Lasiosphaeriaceae. Gene Ontology annotation, molecular function: protein-containing complex binding. Gene Ontology annotation, cellular component: ESCRT I complex. The coding region runs from base 267 to 1016 and encodes 249 amino acids.